AUGCAGACUGCUUCUACAAACAUUUGUGAAAGAAUGGGUCGCUCUCAGGAGCUCAAUGAAUUCAAGCGUGGUACCGUGAUAGGUUGCCACCUGUGCAAUAAGUCCAUCCGUGAAAUUUCCUUGCUACUAAAUAUUUCACAGUCAACUGUUAGUGAUAUUGUAACAAAGUGGAAGCAACUGGGAACAACAGCAACUCAGCCAUGAAGUGGUAGGCCACGUAACAUGACAGAUCGAGGUCAGCGCAUGCUGAAGCACACAGUGCACUAAAGUUGUCAAUUGUCUGCAGAGUCAAUAGCUAAAGACCUCCAAACUUCAUGUGGCCUUCAGAUUAGCACAACAACAGUGCAUAGAGAGCUUCAUGGAAUGGGGGUCCCUUCCUAUUCCAACAUGACUGCGCACCAGUG
Molecule: messenger RNA, 404 nt
Organism: Staurois parvus
Lineage: Eukaryota; Metazoa; Chordata; Amphibia; Anura; Ranidae
Source: the annotation of a GenBank genome assembly